Messenger RNA from Phycomyces blakesleeanus NRRL 1555(-), 1509 nucleotides. RefSeq lists its product as hypothetical. Gene Ontology annotation, cellular component: cytoplasm. The transcript is spliced from 7 exons. Gene Ontology annotation, biological process: proteolysis. Lineage: Eukaryota; Fungi; Mucoromycota; Mucoromycetes; Mucorales; Phycomycetaceae. Gene Ontology annotation, molecular function: metalloaminopeptidase activity; manganese ion binding. Bases 1 to 1509 code for a protein of 502 amino acids. The record is from RefSeq and is a predicted model, not a curated record.
AUGGCUGAUCUCGAUGCCACAUUUGGUGAAUCCCUCCAAGUCAUCAUUCCCCAAGAUGCCCAACCUUCCAAGCGUGUUCUUCUUGCUCCCGUUGGAUCCGUCUCAAACGAUUUUGAUGACGUUCGUCGUUUCAAAGAUGCUGCUUAUGAGGCUGGUCUCAAGGCCAUCAAGGUUGGAAUCACUUCUCCUUUGAUUUACUUUGCCGACUCUCCCGCCCAGAACCAGGCCGAUUGGACCUUCUCAGCUGAGCAGGAUUAUGCCUACUUUAUCGAAGUCACCCUUCUCGGUUUCCUCGAGGCUUCAUUCGAACCUAUCGAUGUCCGCGAGCAUCUGGAGCGCACCAACAAGCCAAUCCCUGGCUUCAAGGAACUUGGUUUGGUAUCAUCCCUUGUCAGAGAGAGUGCAGAUGAGGUCAUCCAAAAGGUACUUGCUAUCGAGCAGGGAAAGCGUGUCACCAAAGAUAUCGGUUCCCCUGACCCUGAACGUAUGUCACCUAUAAACAUUGUCAAGUACCUUGAAGAACAGUUCAAGGAUUCUCCCCACAUCAAGAUGACUGUAAUUGAAGACAUUGAGGUCAUUAAGCAAGAAUACCCCUUGGCCCACGCUGUUACCCGCGCCAGUUUGGCUGUUCCCCGUCAUCACCCUCGCUUUGUUCACUUUGAGUACAAGUCUCCCGAUCAGAGUCAGGUCAAGGAAAACCUCUACUUUGUUGGUAAGGGUGUUACGUAUGACACCGGAGGAGCUGAUAUCAAGUGCAGUGGUCACAUGAGAGACAUGUCUCGUGACAAGUGUGGUGCUGCUGCCGUUGCUGGUUUCAUGAAGACUGUCGAACUCUUGCAACCAAAGGAAGUUAACGUGACUGCUGGUCUUGCACUUGUAAGAAACUCGAUUGGCUCAGAUGCCUACGUGAGCGAUGAAAUUAUCUACUCCCGUAACGGAUCUCGCGUUCUCAUCGGAAACACUGAUGCUGAGGGUCGUAUGGUUAUGACCGAUCUCUUGUGUGAGUUCAAGGAGCGUGCUGUUGCUCACAAGCAGGCUGGUGAUGCUUCCUCAAAUGCUCCUUCUCUUAUGUUCACUGUCGCUACCCUGACUGGUCACGCCAUCCGUGCCUACGACGGUUACGCCAUUGCACUCGACAAUGGAUUCGCCAGACGUAACAAAGUCAGCCAGCGUUUGUUUGAUGCCGGUCAUAUUCUCGGCGAUCCCUUUGAGAUCUCUACCUUGCGUCGUGAGGAUCUCGACGUAGUACAGCCCGGUCGUUCAAGCGAGGAUGUUGUUCAGGCCAACGACAAGCCCAGCACAAUGACCAACCGUGGUCAUCAAUAUCCCGCCGGAUUCAUGUUGAUCGCCUCUGGUCUCAACAAGCACGGUCUUGCCCACGACCAACCCAUUGCCUACACUCAUCUCGAUAUUGCUGGUUCAUCAGAAACCAUCUCUGCAGUCGGAUGGAGCUUACCUCGUACUACUGGAUCACCCAUAGCCGCUCUUACUGGAGCCUUUUUGCUCUAA